AUGCCACCGAUCACUCCAACCGUGAGCGGAUCCACUACGAAUUCUUCGCAUGGUCGUCAGCAGUCUGUCGAGAUCUCUCAUCCUUUCGUGUACAAAUAUGGUCGCCGCUACCUGCGUGAAAUCCCAGAGUACCCUCUACCGGUAGAUCUCGCCGAGCUGCAUAGACAAACGCUCAGGACAACUUUGCUCCUAGACGUCUUCGGCACACCAUUUAGCUCAAGGCUCGGUCAUCCACCAGAAAAAGUAUUGGAAGUUCUAUGCGGACCAGCAGUUUGGUCUCUCAGGUGUGAUCAAUAUCUGAAACAGAAGGGACUGAAGAAUGUGUCUUUCACAGGCGUUGAUAUCGCGCCCCUAGCUCCAGAUCUGACAAAGUACGGAGUCAAUUGGCGCUUUGUUCUACACGAUAUACGGAAGCCACCGCUACCGUUUGCUGAAGAGUUCGACCUGAUUAUGGUAAAUGAUGGGACGAUGGCUCUGCCAUCAGCAAAAGACGUCAAAACCAAUCCCUUGACAACCCUGAAGAAGUAUCUAAAGCCUGGUGGGUGUAUUGAGGUUAUCGAAACAGAUUAUGUGUUCCGUUGCUUGCAGCCGGAACCUGCUACGGCUCAUGGAACGAAUUCCAAGGAUGCUGAGCAAGCGAGAAAGACUGCAACGUAUACGGUUGGUCCAGCGACACCCUUCUCUAAAGCCCAGAAUCGUUUCUUCACUGAUUACAACAAGUGGGUGGAGAAAGCGCUCCAGGAAUGGGAUUUUACUGUGACUCCGUGUGCCGUCAUGAGCUUUGGGCUGUCAACCGAAAGAAUUGGCUACGAAGAAGUUGGCAGUCGUCGGGUGGCGAUUCCAUUCUCAUAUAUCCGUUGGGAGACUGAUUUGGAAUCAGAAUUUCCCAUGGAGACAGAUCAUCGCCCCGAAGGAAAACAAACGAGCAGAAGCAAAGGCUUGACCAAGGGUUCGAACCCAACGAAGUAUGCUCAGCCUCUCACCUCAGACCAGGCCGCAUUGAGACAAACCGCUUUGAAUAUUGCUGUUGGUCUGAUAGAGUGCUUGGAGCCACUCCUGAUGAAGGAGAGUGGAAAGAAGCAAGAUGAAUGGGAUCGAUGGUGGUCAGCUAUGAUGACAGACCUUUUCGAACGCAAUGGCACUAUCAAUGGUGAGUGCCUUGAAGCAGGUGUUUGGUGGGCUCGAAAGGCUGGAGAAGAUGAAGAAUCGGAAACAGACUCGGAUCAGGAGGAAUAG
Molecule: messenger RNA, 1236 nt
Organism: Bacidia gigantensis
Lineage: Eukaryota; Fungi; Ascomycota; Lecanoromycetes; Lecanorales; Ramalinaceae
Exons: 1
Coding region: 1-1236 (411 amino acids)
Source: RefSeq, a predicted model, not a curated record